Molecule: messenger RNA, 1728 nt
Organism: Penicillium angulare
Lineage: Eukaryota; Fungi; Ascomycota; Eurotiomycetes; Eurotiales; Aspergillaceae
Product: Elongator subunit ELP3
Exons: 2
Coding region: 1-1728 (575 amino acids)
Biological process (GO): tRNA wobble base 5-methoxycarbonylmethyl-2-thiouridinylation
Cellular component (GO): cytoplasm; nucleus; elongator holoenzyme complex
Molecular function (GO): acyltransferase activity, transferring groups other than amino-acyl groups; iron-sulfur cluster binding
Source: RefSeq, a predicted model, not a curated record
AUGGCGACUAUGACUAUGACGGCUACAGUGCCGAAGAAAACCGCGAAAAAGAACGCCAAGAGUGUCCCCGAGAACGAGCGAUACAUGCGAGCCUGCUCUGAUAUCGCCAAUAUACUCAUUCAGGAAUAUGAAGCGUCGAGAGAUUCAACUAAGCCGAAGAAGGAUAUCAACUUGAACAAGCUGCGUGGUCAAGUCGCGAAGAAGCACCACUUGUCAAACCAACCGCCACUCACAGCCAUCAUUGCAGCCGUGCCAGAACAUUACAAGAAAUAUAUUUUGCCGAAACUGAUUGCGAAGCCUAUUCGUACCUCCUCUGGAAUUGCCGUUGUUGCGGUUAUGUGCAAACCUCACCGAUGCCCCCACAUUGCUUAUACCGGUAACAUUUGUGUCUACUGUCCCGGUGGCCCCGACUCCGAUUUCGAAUACUCAACUCAAUCCUACACCGGAUAUGAGCCGACUUCCAUGCGCGCGAUUCGCGCUCGGUACGACCCGUUCGAACAAGCGCGAGGACGAGUUGACCAAAUCAAGUCUCUGGGACACAGUGUGGACAAGGUCGAAUAUAUUAUCAUGGGUGGAACUUUCAUGUCCCUUCCUGAGGACUACCGUGACACUUUCAUUUCUCAGCUUCACAAUGCCUUGAGUGGAUAUCAGACAGAUAACGUUGAUGAGGCCGUGCUGGCUGGUGAAAUGAGUAACGUCAAGUGUGUGGGUAUUACCAUCGAAACUCGACCAGAUUAUUGUCUGGACACACACUUGAGCAGCAUGCUUCGGUACGGCUGCACUCGUCUGGAGAUCGGUGUGCAGAGUCUUUAUGAGGAUGUUGCCCGUGACACAAACCGAGGACAUACCGUCGCUUCUGUGGCCGAGACUUUUAAGCUUUCCAAGGAUGCUGGCUUUAAGGUUGUUAGCCACAUGAUGCCUGAUUUGCCUAAUGUCGGUAUGGAGCGUGAUCUAUUCCAAUUCCAGGAGUAUUUCGAGAACCCCGAUUUCCGCACUGAUGGUCUUAAGAUCUAUCCUACACUCGUCAUUCGAGGCACUGGUCUCUAUGAAUUAUGGCGAACCGGUCGUUAUAAGAACUACACCCCUAAUGCCCUGAUUGAUCUGGUCGCUCGAAUCCUGGCAUUGAUCCCCCCAUGGACCCGUAUUUACCGAGUUCAACGUGAUAUCCCCAUGCCGCUGGUCACCUCUGGUGUCGAGAACGGUAACCUGCGUGAAUUAGCAUUGGCUCGUAUGAAGGAUUUCGGUACUACCUGUCGUGAUGUCCGAACUCGUGAGGUCGGUAUCAAUGAAGUCAAGAACAAGAUCCGUCCCUCGCAAAUCGAGCUGAUUCGCCGUGACUACGCUGCCAACGGUGGUUGGGAGACUUUCCUGGCCUACGAGGAUCCCAAGCAGGAUAUUCUUAUCGGUCUUCUUCGUCUCCGCAAGUGCAGUGACACUCACACUUUCCGUCCUGAGUUUACUGGUCAACAGACCAGUAUCGUUCGUGAGCUCCACGUUUAUGGAACAGCUGUCCCUCUUCACGGACGCGAUUCUCGCAAAUUCCAACAUCGUGGCUUUGGUACCCUGCUGAUGGAAGAGGCUGAGCGUAUUGCGCGCGAGGAGCAUGGCAGUCGCAAGAUCAGCGUUAUCUCCGGUGUUGGUGUGCGCAGCUACUACGCUCGUCUUGGCUACACGCUGGAUGGUCCUUACAUGUCCAAGAUGCUGGACCCUUGGGAGGAUGAAGAGUGA